Molecule: messenger RNA, 1477 nt
Organism: Euleptes europaea (tarantolino)
Lineage: Eukaryota; Metazoa; Chordata; Lepidosauria; Squamata; Sphaerodactylidae
Gene: SP9
Product: Sp9 transcription factor
Exons: 2
Coding region: 80-1477 (465 amino acids)
Biological process (GO): regulation of transcription by RNA polymerase II
Molecular function (GO): RNA polymerase II cis-regulatory region sequence-specific DNA binding; DNA-binding transcription factor activity, RNA polymerase II-specific
Source: RefSeq, a predicted model, not a curated record
CGCGCAAACCCGCCAGUCUGCGCGCAAGGCAGAGCCCCCCCCCCCUUCCGAGCCCAGCGCCCAGCCAAGGGACUUGGCUAUGGCUACGUCUAUUCUGGGGGAAGAGCCACGCUUCGGAACCACCCCCCUGGCCAUGCUGGCGGCCACCUGCAACAAGAUCGGCAACACCAGCCCGCUGACCACCCUGCCGGAGUCGAGCGCCUUCGCCAAGGGCAGCUUCCACCCGUGGAAGCGCUCCACGUCCAGCUGCAACCUGGGCUCCAGCCUGUCGGGCUUCGCGGUGGCCGGCAGCCGCGGCUCGGGGGCGCUGGGGGGCGGCGGCGGGGGGGGCAACAGCGCCUUCUGCCUGGCCUCCAGCUCGCCCACCUCGUCGGCCUUCAGCAGCGACUACAGCGGCCUCUUCUCCAACUCGGCGGCGGCGGCGGGGGUGUCCCCGCAGGAGGCGGGCGGGCAGUCGGCCUUCAUCUCCAAGGUGCACAGCUCGGCGGCCGAGAGCCUGUACCCGCGGGUGGGCAUGGCGCACCCCUACGAGUCGUGGUACAAGUCGGGCUUCCACUCCACGCUGGCGGCGGGCGAGGUGGCCAACGGCGCGGCCUCGCCCUGGUGGGACGUGCACGCCAACCCGGGCUCGUGGCUGGAGGUGCCGGGCCCGGCGGCGGCGGCGGCGGCGGCGGCGGGGGGGCUGCAGGGCUCGCUGCACUCGGCCGCCCCGCAGGCCGCCCUCCACUCGCAGCUGGGCGCCUACAACGCCGCCGACUUCGGCUCGCUCAGCCACUCGGCCUUCAGCUCCACGGGGCUGGGCUCCACGGCCGCCGCCGCCGCCGCCUCGCACCUGCUCUCGGGCAGCCCGCACCUGCUGGCCCAGGAGGGCUUCAAGCCCGUGCUGCCCGCCUACACGGACUCCAGCGCCGCCGUGGCCGCCGCCAGCGCCAUGAUCUCCGGGGCCGCCGCCGCCGCCGCCGCGGCCGGGGGCGGCUCGUCCCGCUCGGCCCGCCGCUACUCGGGCCGCGCCACCUGCGACUGCCCCAACUGCCAGGAGGCCGAGCGCCUGGGGCCGGCGGGGGCCAGCCUGCGCCGCAAGGGCCUGCACAGCUGCCACAUCCCCGGCUGCGGCAAGGUGUACGGCAAGACGUCGCACCUGAAGGCGCACCUGCGCUGGCACACGGGCGAGCGGCCCUUCGUGUGCAACUGGCUCUUCUGCGGCAAGCGCUUCACGCGCUCCGACGAGCUGCAGCGGCACCUGCGCACCCACACCGGCGAGAAGCGCUUCGCCUGCCCCGUCUGCAACAAGCGCUUCAUGCGCUCCGACCACCUCAGCAAGCACAUCAAGACCCACAGCGGCGGCGGCGGCGGCAAAAAGGGCAGCGACAGCGACACGGACGCCAGCAACCUCGAGACGCCCCGCUCCCAGUCGCCCGACCUCCUCCUCCACGAGCCGCGGCCCAAGGACUCCGCCGCCGGACCCAAUGACUCCUAG